Molecule: messenger RNA, 2717 nt
Organism: Panonychus citri (citrus red mite)
Lineage: Eukaryota; Metazoa; Arthropoda; Arachnida; Trombidiformes; Tetranychidae
Product: homeobox protein orthopedia-like
Exons: 3
Coding region: 632-2332 (566 amino acids)
Biological process (GO): neuron differentiation; regulation of DNA-templated transcription
Molecular function (GO): DNA binding; DNA-binding transcription factor activity, RNA polymerase II-specific
Source: RefSeq, a predicted model, not a curated record
UUCAUCUUAAACCAUCAGAAAAUGAGAGAUAAAAAUUUUCACAAUUAUCUUAAUAGUGUCAUCUCGUAAUAAUAUCAUCCUAUUCAUCCUUAUCCUCAUCAUCAUCAUCAUCAUCAUGUUAUAUCCUGAACCUUGAAUUGUAUACCGAUCAUCAGAUGAUAUUUGAAUUUGAAGGGAAGAAAAAAACUUCCACUUGAAAUUUUUUUUCCUUGACUCUUUUUUUCUGUGGUUCCAUCAUCAUUUUUAUCAUCAUUCUCAGUUUAUCAUCAUCCUCAUCAUCAUCCUCAUCAUCAGUAACUAUAUAAACUGAAUCAGUUGAUUGUAAUCAGUUUUCUGUAAUAGUUUCCAACUAAUAUCAUUUGGUAAAUAAUAAAAAGUUAAAAAAGUUUUUCAUCUUAAAAGUUUUAAUCAGACAAAAGUAAUCACAACAAUUGAUUGUUGUUAAGUGUGUAUGUGUAAUUAAAUUAAAUUGUUAACUGUUUUUAAAUUAGCUUCAAUUAAAUCAAUGUGUUCUGUGUGUAAAUACAUUAUAUAUUAUUUGGGUGUUAGUAGUUAAUUUAAAUUGUAAUCAUCUGAUUACCAACAUCAAUAAUUAAACCACCAAACCGAUAAUAAUAAUAAUAAAACGGUAAUGAUGUUUUCAAUUGAUAACAAUUGGUCAACAGUUAAUGGACAAUUAACUAACCAUUUAAACCAUUUAAACAAUUCAAAUGAAUCAGUUAAUCUUGAUACAAAUGAAGUAAAUACAAGUAACAGUAAUCUAGUGAUUAGUAAAUCAUUAAGCUAUUCACCUUCAUCAUCAUCACCUUCACCUUCAAUAGGUCAAGGAGGAGGAGGAGGUGGAGGUGGAGGUGGUAAUCAUGUCCAUCAUUCCCAACAACAACCUCCACCUCAUCCACUUCAUCAUCAGAAUUUAUUUCAAACUCAUCAAUUUAUCAAUCAUCACCAUCACCAUCAUCCCCACACCACAUCUACAUCUCACCAUCAUCAUCUUCCACCUACAUCCUCCUCCUCACCACCACCACUUCAACCUCAUCUUCAUCCUCAUCAUCAGCAUCAACAGAGUCAACACCAUCCUUUACACCAUCAUCUUACUUCAUCAUCUUCAUCUUCCUCCACAACAACAACUGCAACCACUUCGACCACCUCAACGACAACCACAGCAACAACAAUCAAUGGAAACUCAAAUUCAAUUCAAAAUGGUUCCAAUUCCCUUACCCCCAAUUCAUCAUCUUCCUCAUCUUCAUCAACCACUUCCUCAUCAUCCACACCCAACAACAGUCUAACCACCAAUGGUAAUCAGAGUCACCACAACACCUCAAGUGAUAUAAGUAAACCAUCAAAACAAAAGCGACAUCGAACUCGUUUCACUCCAGCCCAAUUACAGGAAUUGGAACGUUCAUUCAGUAAAACUCAUUAUCCGGAUAUUUUCAUGAGGGAAGAACUUGCACUCAGAAUCGGAUUAACAGAAUCAAGAGUUCAGGUUUGGUUUCAAAAUCGUCGAGCAAAAUGGAAAAAGAGGAAAAAAUCAGGAAAUUUUCUUCGAAAUCCCACCGGUGCUCUUCUUCCCUCCCACCCAUUGCCCACCUUUGGUUCCGUUUCCUCUCCAGCCGACGGACUUUGUUCAUUUACCGCUGGACAUCACGAUCCAAGGUGGACAAUGACCACAACAGGUUCUACUACUCUGAGUUCUUUAACUCAUCAUCAUCAUCAUCAUCAUCUUCCUCAUCUUCCAUCACUUUCCCUUCAAUCAACUGGACAAUUUUCAUCGACCGCCACCGGAAUGGGAGGGCUUAAUCAUCAUACUUCCGGUUUCGGUUCAUCAUGUUAUCAACCAUAUCAGAUGAAUUUAAAUGAUGAUGAUCAUGAUGAUAAUCAAGUUAAUGGUAAUCAAAAUCAUCACCAUCAUCAUGAUAAUUCAAUAGGAAAUGAAGUAACCCCAAUAACAACAACAACAACAAGACCAACAUCAUCAUCAACUCCAACAUUAUCUUCAUUACCUAUUGGAUCUGCAACUCCAACGAUAACGACCAUUGAAACGACCUUUGGACAUAAUAAUUUACCGUUAUCUUGUUCAUCACCUUGUUCAUAUUUAUCUUUAUCACCUUCAUCAUCCUCUUCUUCCUCAUCAUCUCACAAUCAAAGUCAUCCAACUAAUCUUAAUCUUCCACCUCCAACAAGUUCAUCCCUUGCAUCUUUAAUCUUACCUCAACCCUUGACCCCUUCAAAUGAAGAUGACCAAUCGCCCGAUAUUUGGAGAGGUACAAGUAUCGCAGCGCUAAGACGUAAAGCCAUUGAACAUACAGCUUCGAUGUCGGUGUUUGGAAGAUAAUUAAUCAUCAUCAUGAUCAAUAAAAUCAAAGGUAUUAACCAAAAAAAAAUCAACUUUCUUAAACUUUUAUUUCAUAAAACUUUUCUCUCCCCAUCAAACCAAUUAAUCAACUAAUUAGCUGUAAGUCAAGUACAACAAUCAAAUAAUCAAAUAAAUGAAAAUAAUGUUACUAAUUAACAUUAGCAAACAAGUAGGUCUCCCUUUCCACACAACAAAAUCUUCAAUGGUCAUUUUGUUUGGUCAUUUAACUUAUAUAUAUAAAUCGUACUCAUAUCAUCAUCAUCAUCAUCACCAAGAACAAAAAUUCACCUUGAUAGAGAUUAAAAGAGGAAGACAAUAAAAAUGAAGGUGGAAAAUUGAUCUUACCCAUAAAAAAAGAUCAACA